UAUACCAUAUCUAUUUUGUUGUCUCUCCGACCCAAAUCUCAGCUUUACGUAAAUUAGAAAUCUAGGGUUCUUCCGAUUAGGCUAAAUCGAAUCGAGAUUCCCCUCGUAUCUAAAUCUUUGGAUUCUUAAAUAUGUCUCAGAACGGGAAGCUGAUCCCAAAUCUGGACCAGAACAGUACGAGGCUCCUCAAUCUCACAGUUCUCCAGCGAAUCGAUCCAUACAUCGAGGAAAUCCUCAUCACAGCAGCUCAUGUUACUUUCUAUGAAUUCAACAUUGAUCUCAGCCAAUGGAGCCGUAAGGAUGUUGAAGGAUCUUUGUUUGUUGUCAAAAGGAGCACUCAACCUCGAUUUCAGUUUAUUGUGAUGAAUCGUCGGAAUACAGAUAAUCUGGUGGAGAAUCUCCUUGGAGAUUUUGAGUAUGAGGUCCAAGGUCCAUAUUUACUUUACCGUAAUGCAUCUCAAGAAGUAAAUGGCAUUUGGUUUUACAAUAAACGUGAAUGCGAGGAGGUAGCAACUCUUUUCACCAGAAUACUUAAUGCAUAUUCCAAGGUUAACCAGAAGCCAAAGACCUCGUCUUCAAAAAGUGAGUUUGAGGAAUUGGAAGCUGUGCCUACAAUGGCAGUUAUGGAUGGUCCCCUUGAACCGUCUUCAACUUCUAGGGAUGCCCCUGAUGAUCCUGCUUUCGUCAACUUCUUUAGCUCAGCGAUGGCUCUUGGGAACAAUGCAAGUGGGUCAGCAAGUGGGCAGCCUUACCAAUCAUCACCGAUUCCUCACCAACCUCACCAACCCACCAUUGCUCCUCCUGUAGCGGCAGCAACACCUUCGCAGAUAAAAUCACCACCACCUCUACCAUCCUCCUCUCCUCUGAUGCCUCUCUUUGACAAUAAUCCUGAUCUUAUCAGCAGCAGCUCCAACGUUACCGAUUUGGUUACACCAGCCUCUUUCUUUGGGCCCCCGCGAAUGAUGGCACAACCGCACCUCAUUCCUGGUUCAUCUAUGCCCACUGCUCCUCCUCUCAACCCUAAUAAUGCGGCUCACCAGCAGCGGUCGUAUGGUACUCCGGUGCUUCAGCCUUUCCCACCACCAACUCCACCACUAUCACUCGCUCCUGCACCCACUGGCCCCGUUAUCACCAGAGACACAGUGAAAGAAGCUCUUUUAUCCCUGUUUCAGGAUAAUGAAUUUAUCGAUAAGGUGACCCGAGCUUUACAAAAUGCACAUCAAUCAUGAAACUGCGCUGCAUCAGCAUCUACGUGUGGGACAGUGGCGAUUUGAUUUAGAAUGUGUAGUUAAAAUGUAGUUUUGUUUGUUCCCUGUGAUACUUUUGAACAAGUGUUGUUGGAACCUCCAACGAAGGAAUGUUACAAGAUACUGCACUGCUCCCUUGUUUUAGCUCAUGGACCUACUUUUCAUUUUUUCUACUUUCAAGUGUCAAACCUA
Molecule: messenger RNA, 1439 nt
Organism: Capsella rubella
Lineage: Eukaryota; Viridiplantae; Streptophyta; Magnoliopsida; Brassicales; Brassicaceae
Product: mRNA-decapping enzyme-like protein
Exons: 8
Coding region: 132-1229 (365 amino acids)
Biological process (GO): deadenylation-dependent decapping of nuclear-transcribed mRNA; deadenylation-independent decapping of nuclear-transcribed mRNA; positive regulation of catalytic activity
Cellular component (GO): P-body
Molecular function (GO): enzyme activator activity; mRNA binding
Source: RefSeq, a predicted model, not a curated record